Molecule: messenger RNA, 3465 nt
Organism: Ilex paraguariensis (yerba mate)
Lineage: Eukaryota; Viridiplantae; Streptophyta; Magnoliopsida; Aquifoliales; Aquifoliaceae
Source: the annotation of a GenBank genome assembly
AUGGUGUCCCCAAAGCAAUUACUCUCCACCAUCGAAUCGUCCCUUCUCGGCCCCACACCUCCGUCGCCGUCGCAGAGAAUCGAGCUCAUCCACGCCAUUCGCCACUCUCUCUCGUCUUUCAAAUCCCUCCUUUCCUAUCCGCCUCCGAGGCCAUCGGACCGAACUCAAGUGCAGUCGAGAGAAGCAAGGCUUCCGGAUUCUGGACCGAUCUCACUUGAUGAUCAGGAUGUUAAGAUUGCUUUGAAAUUGAGUGAUGAUCUCCAUCUUAAUGAAAUAGACAGUGUGCGUUUGCUUGUUUCUGCAAACCAAGAGUGGGGCUUAUUGGGACGAGAGCCUGUAGAAAUUUUGCGCCUUGCAGAGGGGCUUUGGUAUACAGAGAGAAGAGAUCUUAUAACAGCACUUUACUCACUAUUAAGGGCUGUCGUGCUUGACCAGGGUCUCGAAGCUGAUAUUGUGGCCGACAUCCAGAAAUACUUGGAAGAUCUUAUUAAUGCUGGGCUUAGACAACGGUUGAUUUUGCUUAUAAAGUUGCUGAGAAGGAACAAUUCAGAGGAUAAUGAAGGUAUAAUGUGCUGCCCAGCUUUGGCUUAUGCAUUGUAUUGGGAUAUGGAAAAACUGGAGGAACUCAACCGAGAUGAACCAGCUGGUUUGGGUGGGCCUAACUGUGAGCGCUAUGUUCUUGACUCAAGAGGUGCUCUUGUGGAACGACGAGCUGUGGUGGGUCGGGAAAGACUCAUUCUUGGCCACUGCCUUGUUCUCUCUGUUUUGGUUGUGAGAAUAAGUCCAAAAGAUGUAAGAGAUGUGUUUUCACUUCUAAAAGAUAGUGCAGCUGAACUUAGUGGUAGCUCUGACCCCUUAAAGCAUCAGAUUACGUAUAGCCUUCUUUUUUCUCUUGUAAUAGCUUUGGUAUCAGAUGCAUUGAGUGCAGCACAGGAUAAAGAGUCUGUCUUGUCUCAUGAGGCCCCUUUUAGGCACGAGUUUCAGGAAACAGUGAUAGCUGCUGGAAAUGAUCCAAUGGUUGAAGGCUUUGUUGAUUGUGUAAGGCUUGCAUGGGCUGUACAUUUGAUGUUAGUACAAGAUGGAAUUGAUGAAGGGGAUGCUGCAUCUGGUGCUUCAUAUAUGCGAAAUGGUUGCUCAUGCUUGGAAUUAAUUUUCUCCAAUAAUGUUUUCCAGUUUUCUUUGGACAACAUUCUUCGUACGGCAGCCUAUCAGAAUGAUGAUGAGGAUAUUAUCUAUAUGUACAAUGCUUAUCUCCACAAGCUGAUAACAUGUUUUCUAUCUCAUCCGGUAGUUAGAGACAAGGUAAAAGAAACAAAGGAGAAGGCUAUGAGUGCCCUUAGUCCAUACCACAUGGCCAGAUCACAUGAUUAUAUGCUGGACAAUGGUGUACAUUCUCAGCAUGCUGCUGAAGCCACUCCUCAACCAUUUGUCUCUCUCUUGGAGUUUGUGAGUGAAAUUUAUCAGAAAGAACCUGAUCUGCUGUCUGGCAACGAUGUGUUAUGGACAUUUGUAAACUUUGCUGGAGAGGACCACACUAAUUUUCAAACACUUGUGGCAUUCUUGAAAAUGCUGAGUACGUUGGCUUCUAGUCAAGAGGGUGCUUCAAUAGUCUUUGAGCUUCUUCAUGGGAAAACUUUCCGUUCUAUUGGAUGGAGCACUUUAUUUGAUUGUUUAUCAAUUUAUGAUGAGAAAUUCAAACAGUCCCUUCAGACUGCUGGGGCCAUAUUACCAGAGAUGCAGGAAGGGGAUGCAAAAGCACUUGUUGCAUAUUUGAAUGUCCUUCAGAAGGUAGUUGAAAAUGGGAAUCCCAUUGAAAGGAAGAACUGGUUUCCUGACAUUGAGUCCUUAUUCAAGCUCCUUGGUUACGAAAAUGUGCCUCCUUAUCUGAAGGGUGCUUUACGUAAUGCCAUAGCUACUUUCAUUCAAGUUUCUCCAGUCCUAAAAGAUACUAUUUGGAGUUACCUAGAGCAAUAUGAUCUGCCAGUGGUUGUGGGAUCUCAUAUUGGGAGCAGCAUACAACCAAUGGCCACCCAGGUUUAUGACAUGCGAUUUGAAUUGAACGAGCUAGAAGCAAGAAGAGAACAAUAUCCUUCAACAAUAUCAUUCCUAAACUUAUUAAAUGCUCUUAUUUCUGAGGAAAGAGAUGUUAGUGACAGAGGGCAUAGAUUCAUUGGCAUCUUUAGGUUCGUAUAUGAUCAUGUAUUCGGGCCAUUUCCACAGAGGGCUUACGCUGAUCCUUGUGAAAAGUGGCAAUUGGUUGUUGCUUGUCUUCAGCAUUUUCGCAUGAUAUUGACCAUGUAUGACGUUAAGGAUGAAGAUAUUGACAUUGUCGUUGAUGAACCUCCACUGUCUGCGGGGGCACAAUUGGCUCCACUCCAGAUGCAGCUUCCUGUCAUAGAAUUGCUGAAAGAUUUUAUGAGUGGGAAAACUGUGUUCCGAAACAUAAUGGGUAUUCUUUUAUCAGGAGUCAAUUCCAUCAUUAACCAACGCACCACUCAAAUUUAUGGGCAACUUCUAGAAGAUGCUGUGCUCCUCUCUUUGGAAAUCAUAUUACUUGUUUUGGAGAAGGAUGCAGUUGUUUCUGAUUUCUGGCGCCCUCUAUACCUGCCUUUGGAUAUCAUACUCUCUCAGGAUCAUAAUCAAAUUGUUGCAUUGUUGGAGUAUGUUAGAUAUGAUUUCCGGCAACAAAUUCAACAAUGCUCCAUCAAAAUUAUGAGUAUUCUAAGUUCUCGUAUGGUUGGGCUUGUAGAGUUGCUUUUAAAAUCAAAUGCCGCAAGCUGUUUAAUUGAGGAUUAUGCUGCCUGCCUAGAGUUACGGUCAGAAGAGUGUCAGAUUAUAGAGGACAGCAGCAAUGAUUCUGGUGUUUUAAUAAUGAAGCUUCUCAUUGAUAAUAUUGGUCGACCAGCUCCAAAUAUCACACAUUUGUUACUCAAAUUUGAUCUUGAUACCCCUGUCGAGAGGACAUUACUGCAGCCCAAAUUUCAUUACAGUUGCUUGAAGGUCAUUCUUGAUAUAUUAGAAAAGCUUUUGAAGCCUGAUGUCAAUGCUGUGCUUCAUGAAUUUGGAUUUCAGCUCCUUUAUGAAUUAUGCUUGGAUCCACUAACAUGUGGUCCUACAAUGGAUAUGUUGAGCAACAAAAAAUAUCAGUUUUUUGUCAAGCACCUUGAAACAAUUGGUGUUGCUCCUCUUCCUAAGAGAAUUAGCAAUCAGACACUUCGCAUAAGCUCCCUCCAUCAGAGAGCAUGGUUAUUGAAGCUUUUAGCAAUAGAAUUGCACACUGGUGAAAUGACAACUUCUACCCAUCGAGAAACAUGUCAAAGUAUUCUGGCUCAUGUUUUCGGGCAGAACAUUGCUGAAUGGGGCACUGACCAUAAUAUAUCUCACUCUAUCCUUCAAAGUAGUCCUGCAAGUGGUGGAACUACAACAAUCAGUAAGAGUAAGGUACUCAUGGAUAAAAUUGAUUGA